Molecule: messenger RNA, 1624 nt
Organism: Rhea pennata
Lineage: Eukaryota; Metazoa; Chordata; Aves; Rheiformes; Rheidae
Product: solute carrier family 2, facilitated glucose transporter member 5-like
Exons: 12
Coding region: 1-1560 (519 amino acids)
Biological process (GO): fructose transmembrane transport
Cellular component (GO): plasma membrane
Molecular function (GO): fructose transmembrane transporter activity
Source: RefSeq, a predicted model, not a curated record
AUGAAGUUGAAAAGGAAUAAAGAAGAGAGCUCUAACUCCAAUGAAAGCCCCAAAGGGAAACUGACACUUUUGCUUGCAAUGGUAACGCUGAUAUCUACCUUUGGAUCAUCUUUCCAGUAUGGCUACAACGUAUCUGUGAUCAAUUCUCCAGCUCCGUACAUGCAAGCCUUCUACAACCAAACCUACCUGGACAGGAAUGGAGAACCUAUGGACAGCAACUUCCAGACACUGCUCUGGUCUCUCACCGUGUCUAUGUACCCCCUGGGAGGCUUCUUUGGGUCACUCUUGGUGGCGCCUCUGGUUAACAAGUGUGGCCGAAAAGGUACCUUGCUGAUAAAUAACCUCUUCUCCAUUGCUGCUGCAAUCCUAAUGGGAACCUCAGAGGUAGCAAAAACCUUUGAAGUAAUCAUCCUUUCACGAGUUAUCAUGGGAAUAUUUGCUGGCCUGGCCUCCAAUGUGGUUCCCAUGUUCCUGGGAGAAAUGUCCCCCAAAAAUUUGAGAGGUGCUAUUGGGAUAGUGCCCCAGCUCUUUAUCACCGUUGGAAUCCUUGUAGCUCAGAUCCUUGGUCUCAACAGCAUCCUGGGGAAUGACAAAGGCUGGCCAGUGCUGCUGGGGCUCACUGGGAUCCCAUCGCUAAUUCAGCUCCUUAUAUUGCCCUUUUUCCCUGAGAGUCCCAGAUACCUGCUGAUACAAAGGGGCAAUGAAGAGCAAGCACGGCAAGCUCUGCAGAGGUUGAGAGGCUGGGAUGAUGUAGAUGAUGAGAUAGAAGAAAUGCGCCAGGAAGACCGAUCAGAAAAGGAAGAAGGGCAUUUCUCUGUGCUCAACCUGUGCACCUUCAGAGGCUUGCGAUGGCAGCUCAUCUCCAUCAUUGUCAUGAUGAUGGGUCAGCAGCUUUCUGGGGUUAAUGCGGUCUUCUACUAUGCGGACAGAAUCUUCUUGUCGGCAGGUGUGGACAAAAAUAACGUUCAAUACGUCACUGUCUCGAUAGGUGCCGUCAACGUUGUCAUGACUUUCCUUGCGGUUUUCAUUGUGGAGUCACUGGGGAGGAGAAUCCUUCUCCUUGCUGGCUUUGGAUUGUGCUGUGUCUCCUGUGCAGUGUUAACGCUGGCCCUCAAUCUCCAGCCAACUGUCUCGUGGAUGUCUUACCUCAGCAUAGUGUGUGUCAUUGUCUACAUCAUUGGCCAUGCUAUUGGAGCCAGUCCUAUUCCCUUUGUGAUGAUCACGGAGAUGUUCCUGCAGUCAUCCCGGCCUGCAGCAUUCAUGGUGGGUGGGUCUGUGCACUGGCUGUCCAACUUCACCGUGGGGCUUGUGUUCCUCUAUAUGGAGGCUGGACUGGGGGCCUACGUCUUCCUCAUCUUCUGUGCCAUCUGCCUGGCCACUAUAAUUUACAUCUUCAUUAUUGUCCCUGAGACGAAGAACAAAACCUUCAUGGAAAUCUACAGAAUCAUGGCCAAGAGAAACAAGGUGGAGAUUCACACGGAAAAAGAAGAGCUCAAGGAUUUCCAUGCUGGUCCAGGGGGGCAGACAGAGAGGAAAGAAGUUUCCAGCAGUCAUCUGUGACCCAGACCAGCAUUUGGCCUGUCCCAGGCAUGUUCAGGAUCUAUGUUCAGUAAGAGAGAAGAUA